Neolamprologus brichardi is the source of this 751-nucleotide messenger RNA. RefSeq names its product transmembrane protein 238 like (gene tmem238l). The record is from RefSeq and is a predicted model, not a curated record. NCBI's taxonomy places the organism in Eukaryota, Metazoa, Chordata, Actinopteri, Cichliformes, Cichlidae.
CAGGAUGGAUGCGAUCAAGUGCAUCGGAAACUGUUUUCUUAUGUUUCUCAUCGCCGUCGUGUUUGACGUGCUCGGCGUGAUCCUGCUUUUAAUCGGGAUCUUCGCCAACUUGCGCAUCAACGGACUCUUUUAUGGCGACUUCUUGAUCUACACCGGCUCCCUGAUCAUUUUCAUCAGCCUGGCCUGCUGGCUCAUGUGGUACGUGGGCAACGUCCAGGUGUCGGUGGAUGACGGCUGUAAGAAGAGGAACAGCAUCGUGGAGCUGGCCAGGAAACUAUCCGAGAGGUUAACCAUGAAGCUGAGCGGAGGGGAGGAAAGCAUGAAGUGCGUGGAGGAUGAGGAGAGCAGCCAUGGGGGAUCCUCUCCACACAAAGCCAGCAGGGUGACGUGGGGCAGAUCCACCGCCUACUCCAACGAAGGCUACGAUACCUCAUCGGACAUCCCUGACGUGGAGAGCAAAAUGGGCAAAAAUGUCACGAGCUGAUGUCCUGAUGAGUACCUCCGUGUUAAAAUGCGCAUCUGGCCGCUUUAUUGUGCCUCUUUCUGGAGCCUUCUGUACAGUACGCAGAGAAAGAGGGAUGAUACUACUGCAAGUUAUAUUUCCCAGGCUUCUCAGUCAAACCUAGAUGGGCAUUAUGUCUGGACCUGUUCUGUCAAACAUGUUUAAAUAGGCUGUAAAUCACAAUGUUAGAAACACUGAGGCACAAGGCCCUUUAUACUCUGUUCUUUCUCACUGAGCUUAUAUUUUACU